Molecule: messenger RNA, 3192 nt
Organism: Lutra lutra (Eurasian river otter)
Lineage: Eukaryota; Metazoa; Chordata; Mammalia; Carnivora; Mustelidae
Gene: U2AF2
Product: U2 small nuclear RNA auxiliary factor 2
Exons: 10
Coding region: 1125-2576 (483 amino acids)
Biological process (GO): mRNA processing
Cellular component (GO): commitment complex; nuclear speck; nucleus
Molecular function (GO): pre-mRNA 3'-splice site binding; poly-pyrimidine tract binding
Source: RefSeq, a predicted model, not a curated record
UUCCCGGAGUGAGGGAACGUCUCGCGCAUGCGUGCUGGGGCCUCUGGCACCCGUUCGCCUCCCGAAUGGUGAGAAACCUCGCCUAGACCGACCUCUACGCAGGCGCAGAAGCCCAACUCGCGCUCCUCCUUUUCCACUCUGCGCAGGCGCACAAAGCCGCGCUGGCAACCUCCGCAGCGGCCGCGCGCACCCUUCACCCCGCUGCCUGCUUUUGUCUCGCGCAACCUUUUUAGGCCCUCUGCGAAAUCGGCCCUUCUUUUCCUCCGCUCUCCUCACCCAGAGAGGCAGGGGCAGAGAACCGGGACCCCGCCCUUUUUCCGUAUCCCUUCUCCUGACCAACCUCGUCUCUGUCCUCCCUCCCUUUUCGGUUCCCGAAGCCGGAAGGAGCCGAAGCGCCGACGGAAAAAAACGAAGCUGUUUCCCGUGAGUGAGGCCUUCACGAAGCGGUGGCGGAAGGAGCCGAAGUUCACCGGCUGGGGAGGAGUGAGUGCACUGUCCGGAGAGAGCCGAAGCUUGGUAUCGGGUUUAAUCCUCUGGCUGGAUCCGAGAGCCAGCGCUGGAAACCUUCAGAAAGCGCAGAAGUGCGGGACGUUUAGGAUUGUCGGAAGUAGCCGAUUGCUUGGAUAGAGCCGGCAGCGAAGAGCGGCUCGAAUCUGCGGGAGCAGCGAGAGACUGGGACGGUUUGAAUUGUCGGAAGAAGCCGAACCCUGGGGGCGGGGGGCGCUGGGCGCAGAGAAACGCGCGGACCUACGGAAACACCCGAACGUUGAAGAGCUAGUUUCCGAAAAGUUACGAUAGCCUGGGAAGCCGGUGAAAUCCUCGCUUCGGGUGUUUUCGGAAGCUGCCGGAGUCGCCGCUAGCGAUUCCUUCUACGGCCCGGAUAUAGCCGACGCUAUUUGGAGCUAGGCUCUGGGGGGGAGGGGCGGUUCGCGGGCGGGAGGGCGGGGAGAGGGGCGGAGCCGGGGCGGGGCGGGCGUCCCGGGCUUGAUUAGGUAGGAGGCGGCAGAGCGCCGGCGGCGGGCGGAAGUAGCCGAAGCGAGCGGCGGAAGUAGCCGAAGCGGCCGGAGCGGGCGGGCGGCAAGGCGAGGCCAGAGCUGCACAGGCCCUUACGCGGCCGCCUCAGCAUGUCGGACUUCGACGAGUUCGAGCGGCAGCUCAACGAGAAUAAGCAAGAGCGGGACAAGGAGAACCGGCACCGGAAGCGUAGCCACAGCCGCUCUCGGAGCCGGGACCGCAAGCGCCGGAGCCGGAGUCGGGACCGGCGCAACCGGGACCAGCGGAGCGCCUCCCGGGACAGGCGGCGACGAAGUCGCUCCCCCCGCCACGAGAAGAAGAAGAAGGUCCGUAAAUACUGGGAUGUCCCGCCACCUGGCUUUGAGCACAUCACCCCCAUGCAGUACAAGGCCAUGCAAGCUGCGGGUCAGAUUCCAGCAACCGCUCUUCUCCCUACCAUGACCCCUGAUGGCCUGGCUGUGACCCCAACACCGGUGCCUGUGGUCGGGAGCCAGAUGACCAGACAGGCCCGGCGCCUCUACGUGGGCAACAUCCCCUUUGGCAUCACUGAGGAGGCCAUGAUGGACUUCUUCAACGCCCAGAUGCGCCUUGGGGGGCUGACCCAGGCCCCUGGCAACCCCGUCUUGGCUGUGCAGAUUAACCAAGACAAGAACUUUGCCUUCUUGGAGUUCCGCUCAGUGGAUGAGACCACCCAGGCUAUGGCGUUCGAUGGCAUCAUCUUCCAGGGCCAGUCACUGAAGAUCCGCAGGCCUCACGACUACCAGCCCCUGCCUGGCAUGUCCGAGAAUCCCUCUGUCUAUGUGCCUGGAGUUGUGUCCACGGUGGUCCCGGACUCUGCGCACAAGCUGUUCAUCGGGGGCUUACCCAAUUACCUGAACGAUGACCAGGUAGGCCCCUUGCCUCCUCCUGGCUUCUCCCCUCCCAGCCUCUGGCCAAACCGGCCCUCACGGAGUUGGGCCCUGCCGCAGGUGAAGGAGCUGCUGACGUCGUUCGGGCCCCUCAAGGCCUUCAACCUGGUCAAGGACAGUGCCACGGGGCUCUCCAAGGGCUACGCCUUCUGUGAGUACGUGGACAUCAACGUUACAGACCAGGCCAUUGCGGGGCUGAAUGGGAUGCAGCUGGGGGAUAAGAAACUGCUCGUCCAGAGGGCAAGUGUGGGAGCCAAGAAUGCCACGCUGAGCACUAUCAACCAGACCCCUGUGACCCUGCAAGUGCCGGGCCUCAUGAGCUCCCAGGUGCAGAUGGGCGGCCACCCAACGGAGGUGCUGUGUCUCAUGAACAUGGUGCUGCCCGAGGAGCUGCUGGACGACGAGGAGUAUGAGGAGAUUGUGGAGGACGUGCGGGACGAGUGCAGCAAGUAUGGGCUCGUCAAGUCCAUUGAGAUCCCCCGGCCUGUGGAUGGCGUCGAAGUGCCCGGCUGCGGAAAGAUCUUCGUGGAGUUCACCUCUGUGUUUGACUGCCAGAAAGCCAUGCAGGGCCUGACGGGGCGCAAGUUCGCCAACAGAGUGGUUGUCACAAAAUACUGUGACCCCGACUCUUACCACCGCCGGGACUUCUGGUAGAGGGGGAGGGGGAGGGUGGGGGCAGGGUUGGUUGGGGGCUUCUCCCCCUCCCGCCCCCCCCUUUUCCCCCUCUGAAGAAGAUGGGCAGAGGAGUGACAGCCGAAUGACAGCCGGCAGCAACUGGAAUGGCAGCAACUGGGGGUGGGGUGGGGUGGGGGUAGGGGUGGGGAGGGCAAUGGGGGAAGUGCGCGCACAGGCCCGCACAGACACAUGCACCCACAGACAGAGGGAAGGGGUCGGGGUGGGGAGGGGGUGCACAGCAGGGCGGGGUAGGACCCCCACAGCCCCUCCCCAGAACAGCCUCUCCUUCUCCCUUUCUCCCCUCUUCCUCCCUUUCCCCACUGUAGAAACAUAGUGUGUUUAUAUUUUAUGGCCAAACUAUUUUGAAUUUUGUUGUCCGCCCGGUGCCCUGCCUUCUCCCUUUCCAGGACCACAGCUCCCGUCCUCCUGGCCUCUGGCCCCCGAGCCCUCCCUGGUUUCUUACGUAGUUGACUCUCCUCUUUAGUCUCCCUGACCUGCGCCCCAGCCCCGUGGCCCCGUUCCUCUUCUCUCUGUGGCAGUUUCAUAUUUGCUAAGACGAAUUUGCUCAUUAAACAUUUUGUUGUAUUUUACUUUA